AUGUCCGAAAAAAAGGACCCGGUCAAUUUCAUCGAAAUCGAACUGCUGUGGCCACAGUCGCCGUCGCCAGUGCCUGAAAAGAUCGGUCUGGCUCCUUCAAUCCCCAAGGAAGUCUACAACUACAAGCUAGUUCUUGUAGCUAUAGCUGCUGCUUCUGCUGCAACCAUCAUAGGGUACGAUUCGGGGUUCAUUGGAGGCACGGUUUCCCUUGAAUCGUUUCGAGAGGAGUUUGGCUUCAACCAGAUGUCCUCCUCGAAGCAGACAGACAUCGCGUCGAACGUUGUGUCUGUGUUUCAAGCAGGCGCUUAUUUUGGAUGUCUAUUCUUUUAUCCGGUGGGUGAGCUUCUUGGGCGUCGUGUUGGGUUGUUUUUGUCGGGGUUUUUUCUCACGUUUGGCGCUGCCAUCUCGUUGAUCUCCAACAAAGACCGGGGGUUGGGCGCUAUUUACGCUGGACGGGUUCUUACCGGCCUAGGUAUUGGUGGCUGUCUGGGCCUUGCGCCAAUCUAUGUUUCAGAGAUCUCUCCAGCUGCUAUCAGAGGCAAACUUGUCGGAUGCUGGGAAAUAGCGUGGCAGGUUGGAGGCAUGGUGGGCUACUGGAUCAACUACGGUGUGCUUGAAAACCUUGAGCCUUCUAGAAAGCAGUGGCUCAUUCCCUUUGCCAUUCAGCUUGUUCCUUCGGGGCUCUUUUGGGCCCUCACGGUGGCUCUCCCAGAGUCGCCCCGUUAUCUCAUUGCCAAGGGUAACAUGGACCAGGCAAGGGAGAAUUUGGCGUAUCUACGGGGCUUCUGCCCAACCACCCUUACUCUGUGUACGAGAUGA
Messenger RNA from Candidozyma auris, 819 nucleotides. RefSeq lists its product as uncharacterized. The record is from RefSeq and is a predicted model, not a curated record. Gene Ontology annotation, biological process: carbohydrate transport; transmembrane transport. Gene Ontology annotation, molecular function: carbohydrate:proton symporter activity. Bases 1 to 819 code for a protein of 272 amino acids. Lineage: Eukaryota; Fungi; Ascomycota; Pichiomycetes; Serinales; Metschnikowiaceae. Gene Ontology annotation, cellular component: membrane. The transcript has a single exon.